GUACAUGGGCAUCAUGCCCAGCCCACGACCCUUCCGUGAACGUCACCCUGAUGAGUGACGGAGUGGCGUUACUCAACUGUCCCACUCCAAACACCGCAUUCUCUUCUGGAAGACGGACGUUGCUGGACUUGUGUCUGGGGACCAUCUGGUCCAUCACACCUCCCCAGCAGUGCCAGCCCGUAGCGACGACCCCGUGCACAGCUCCUGUCCCUGCUGCUCCAACCAAUGCAGUCGCAAACUUCACGUUCGUGGACAACACCAACACCACCUACGCUAUAUACUACGAGUGUGUCUCAGGCAGUACCUGGCUCUCAGGACAGCCAGGUGUCCUCUCGGAAUGUGUCCAAGGCUCGAUCACAGGGACACCCAAUGCGUCAUACUGGACACCAGUGCUCGACAAUUGUGUUCCGGCGUACAAGGUGACCAGGGACUGCACGGACGUGGCCGGGAUGGGCUUUACUUCUUCGGGUAUCUACAGUGUGAUACCCAGCGGUGUAACGUACGGACCCACGGUCAUGGUGUGGUGUACCUUCAACACCACGACUGACGUAUGGACCGACAUCCUGAGAACCUCAUCUUCUGCUGGCUUUGGUAAUUCCUUCCUUACCUACCAGAAUGGUACGGGAACCCAGGGAAUGACAAGCACCACCACAACUAAUUAUUUUAUCGGUUUGGACAAUCUGAGGAACUUGUCUGUCAACGUGGACGGUUCUCCCAGGCCUCUGGUCGUCCAGUUCGCGUUGAGGACGUCUGUAUCUACGAGGGUGUACUACGCUACCUACGGCAGCGUUACUGUCGGAGGCGCACCCAACUACACCUUACUGAGCGUGGGCAACUAUUUUGGUGAUGCUGGUGAUGGCUUCAGUGCCAGUCUUGGCUCCAGCUUCCUCCAGGACGUCCCUUCCUUCUGGUGGCGGCCAGUGAACAACACCCAGUGGCAGGCCCUCAAAAACAGUAGUGGGGCGUUCGUGAGCGCGACGCAUUGGGGACCCCUGACGAACGACAACAAACCAGUCACAUACAUUGCGAUGAGAGCUCGUUCCCUGACCUACGAUGCAGGUAUCGCAUGUCCGGUCAUUAACGUCAGCAACACGGACUGGCAUUCUGGUCGACAGAACUGGAAUGGCACGGUGCCACAAGCCCGCACUCUAGGCAACAUUAUCAACUACACGUGCAACGGAUCCUACAUGAUGGAGGGUCCUGAUGGGGGACCUUACACUGCACAAGGAGCCCGCAUCUGCCAGAAUGUCUCCGGGAUUCUUGUCUGGAGUGGUAAUCUCACGCUGCCUUGCCAGUUACGGUGUCCUAUCAACUUCGAGGGAUCAACAAGCCAGACCAGCUGUUACAAUGUGUCAACUGCAGCUUCAGUCAACCUGGGCAUCACUGGAGCAGCCAUUGAGUGUGCCCAGAUGAACGCCUCUCUGGCUGCCCUCAGUGACCUCCACGACGUUUUGGACUUGGAAGAGACUUACUUCUACUACACUGCUCAUCUCUUCAGUGCUUGA
Molecule: messenger RNA, 1505 nt
Organism: Cherax quadricarinatus
Lineage: Eukaryota; Metazoa; Arthropoda; Malacostraca; Decapoda; Parastacidae
Source: RefSeq, a predicted model, not a curated record